CAUGAUGCAUAGCAAGAAGGAGGAAAUGCGUCAUCACGCCGUUGGAACCUUCAGCUGUCAGACUUUGGCCACCCAAAAAGUGCAGGUUUUGUAAGCAAAGUAACUCGAAGUGUUCAGCCGGUGCCGACUUUUCAUAAAGUUGUGCAUUCAUCUCCUCGUCGCUCUUUGAACCCGUGAGCUGGUGAUUGAAGUACGAAGAUUGCACGAAGACUAACCAUCUCGUUUUAAUCGCUGCUAGUUUUUGCACGACAAGCCAGCGAUCCUGAGCGGGUGUAAGGGUAGAUGCAGGGAGGGAGGGAGUAAAAAAAGGCAAAAGUCUUUGUGCUUCCCUUCCCCCUCAUCACAGCAAAGGGGAAAUGUCUAUGUCUAAAGGAGGGAAGAAGAAGAACCCUGGGCUGAGGAUUUCCCAAGAUGUGUUUACACCGCCAGCAGCAACAGCGCCUCCUCGAGAUCUUGACUCUAAAGCUUGUGUCACAAUUGGAGAUAAGAACUUUGUGGUGAAGGCAGAUGACUUGGAGCAGAUCGCAGAGCUGGGCAGGGGAGCUUACGGGGUGGUGGACAAGAUGAAACAUGUACCCGAUGGUGUUAUCAUGGCUGUCAAGAGGAUUCGUGCCACAGUCAACACUCUGGAGCAGAAGAGGCUCUUGAUGGACCUGGACAUUUCUAUGAGGACAGUGGACUGUUUUUACACAGUGACCUUCUAUGGCGCCCUCUUCAGAGAGGGGGAUGUUUGGAUCUGUAUGGAGCUGAUGGACACCUCUCUGGAUAAGUUCUAUAAGAAGGUUAUUGAUAAAGGCAAAACCAUUCCUGAGGACAUCUUGGGCAAGAUCACAGUAGCAAUUGUCAAGGCACUAGAGCAUCUGCACAGGAACCUGUCAGUGAUACACAGAGAUGUGAAGCCUUCCAAUGUUCUGAUCAACACUCAGGGCCAAGUGAAAAUGUGUGACUUUGGCAUCAGCGGCCACCUGGUGGACUCCGUGGCCAAAACAAUAGAUGCAGGCUGUAAGCCCUACAUGGCGCCUGAACGGAUCAACCCUGACCUCAAUCAGAAGGGCUACAGUGUCAAGUCAGAUAUAUGGAGUCUUGGUAUCACAAUGAUUGAGCUGGCUAUUUUGAAAUUCCCCUACGACUCAUGGCGCACCCCGUUCCAGCAGCUUAAACAGGUGGUAGACGAGCCAUCUCCACAGCUGCCCGCCGACCGUUUCUCACCAGACUUUGUGGACUUCAUCUCCCAGUGCUUAAGAAAGAAACCAAAUGAGAGGCCAGCUUAUUCAGAAUUAAUGAAACAUCCAUUUUUCACCCUGCAUGACUCCAAAGACACAGAUGUGGCCAGUUUUGUCAAGGUCAUCCUGGAUGACUGAUGGGCUCCUGGCACGCUCCACCCCGUCAGGGUAGGCAGGACCUUUCAGCAAACGAACCAAUGCCCUGCCUUUUUUUUAUUUUUAAACUCACUGGAAUGACAGACUCUCAUGCACGCACACACAUCAGGAAGGGGGGGGUGAGGGGGGACUGACAGCAGCCCAAUAGCACUGGAGUGGGAGAGCGGUGGUAAUAUGAACUCAACUGGAGAGGUUUAAUUCACUCCUCCAAGCUUCCUGUGUGUGCAAUUAUCCAACAUGGCAAAUAUGAACUGAACCUGAUUUGCUGUUUUUGUCUUCUUUUGUUGUUGCUCCCACUGCCCUUCUUAUCUUUCUCUUCAGAAUGGAAAGAGCCAGCUAUUGUUUCAUUGUGACACAUAUUAUAUGAAUACUUGGGGUUUCAUUUGCAAAAACCAACAGUUAGUGUAUGUUGCUGUGUACUAAAAGCUAUGCCUUUGUAUGUUUUUCUCAUUAUGCAGAGUUUUGAUACUGUAUAUUGCUAAGUGUGAAUUUUACCAGACUAGGGCCUUAUUUGUCAGGUCAUAUCAGGUGAACAGUGUGCCCUGAUCUGCCCCGAGGCAGUCAGUCAGUGCAGGGACUGCAGUUGGUGCGAGCUGGGCUAUGAGAGGCUCCAGGGCUGAAACAAAAUGUGUAAGAAAUGUGAAAAGUCACAUUCAGAAGCGGAGGAGCUCUAAGUCAUUCCUAAAUGUCUUGGUGGUGAGACAGGAAUGUAAGGUGUCCAAUGUUGGUGAUCUGAGACCUGCAGUGACCCCUCUGUAAUCUUUCUCUUUUUUUUUUUGCGGGGGGUGGGGGGUUUAAAGAGUCGGCUCCAGUGCUGCCACUGUUACUAUAUGGAAGUAUUCAGGGGUUGCCUAAUCAACCUCACAGCUUUGUUUUCUGUGUGCCAUUUUGCUAAUUAUUCUCAACUCUUGUUUUGUGUGUGUGUGUGUGUGUUUGUGUGUGUUCCAGCCUUUUUUGAUUUUUUUUUUUUUUUUUUUUUGGCAGAACUUUAUCUUAUGGCUUCUUUUCCCUUUGCUUACCUUUCUCAAUUCUGGAGUCAGCAUAGCCCUUUUACAUGUGGCACUUAUGUUUGUUUUUCUUGAUCCAGAAACCUUAUUAUGCCUUACACAGACAGUAUGUUAGAGAACUAAUUUAUGUGUUGAAGAUGUAAAUACUAUCUCCUUUUUUAAUGUAACAUGGGACUGUCCUUACCUGGCAGUGUAGGUGAGUGCUAGAGUGGUUGGGAUUACUUAGUUUUAAUGCAGUGUGACGUGCACACACACAUGUACUCACUCAUAGGGCCAGUUGACUAUCAUACACCUAUUUUGGACUGAUGUUCUGUCAAGCACCACCGUUCAGGUUUCUGUGUUCUCCUGCGUGAGGAG
Molecule: messenger RNA, 2743 nt
Organism: Monopterus albus (swamp eel)
Lineage: Eukaryota; Metazoa; Chordata; Actinopteri; Synbranchiformes; Synbranchidae
Product: dual specificity mitogen-activated protein kinase kinase 6-like
Exons: 12
Coding region: 357-1361 (334 amino acids)
Biological process (GO): MAPK cascade; protein phosphorylation
Molecular function (GO): MAP kinase kinase activity; ATP binding
Source: RefSeq, a predicted model, not a curated record